GACUUGUACGGCUGUAAGCGAACUUUCCCCGACACAUUCGUCGAUACGAAGGCGACCUAUGAGGCUGUACUAGGUAUUCGUCUCCCGGCUGUCGCCAGCUUGCUUCUCUUCCCCUUUCUCUAGUUGCGGCUGCAACCGUAAGUUGUAAUUGUUUAUUCUGGUUUCAUCGCAAGCAUUUAACCCCUGGUCUAUCGGCUCAGAAUCCUGGAUGACACGAAGUCGUGGCUUAAUCGUGACUCGUGACACGAAGUUGUGAAAUUCAAGCGGAACCGGUUUGAUGCUACCUUGGGGAUACCGGCGGUCACUCUCAGCGCCGCACGUUUGCACGCGCUGCUUCACCUACGGCUCGUUAAAAGCGUCCAUCCAGCAGCCCCGCAUUGCUCCUGCUACAGGCUCCCCGACAGCAAUGACAAAACCAGCAACCCUGGCGAAUCCAGGGAUGCUGGCGAAACUGGCACAGUUACCACACCCUGCCAAUGUCUCCCUGUGGCGAAGUUACACACCUGCGGCAGUGAAGCUAUUCUCCUCGCAAACGGCUCUCCCUCAUGCUUACAUUGCUGGUGCGGCAAUUUCCGGCCACAUGAACAGUGCUGUGAACAGUGUCUCGGGCAGGCUUGCUUGGUCAGCUGCAGCAUCCAACGGCCACGAUGCUGCUGCCAGAGUACUUGAUGCAGAGCAAUUGGCGUCUGUUGAUACCGAAUCGCCAAUAACGAGUACAGCGGCAUCUGCUGGUAUUGAAUCACUGAUAUCGAGUACAGCAGGGUUGGUGGAGGCGAGUGGAAGGGGGACGGGAAGGAGGGGGAGGCCAAGGCGAAAGGUCGAGGCGAAAACAACGGCAGAAGCAGAGGGGAGCGGGAGGGGAAAGGGGGAAGAGGCAUUUGAGGGGGAAGCGGGGGUGGAGGGGAGAGGGGCAGAAGGGGGGGAGGAAAGAGAAAUCUCGAUUUCCGACUUGUUCGCUAUAGGUGAUGACUCUAGAAGGAGUGACUCUAGCAAGAGUGACACUAACGAAGUUGACACUAACGAAGUUGACACUAGUAAGGGUGUCAAGGUGGUGAGAAGAACGAGGGGGAGGAGGAAGGCUGCUGCUGAGCAAUCUGCUUCUGUUGAUACUGAAUCGCCAACUCAACUGACAGAAGGCAUGGACCGGGAGGGAGAGAGGGAGGGAGAGGGGGAGGGGGAGGGGGAGGGGAAGAAGAAGGGGAGGGGGAGGCGGAAAGGCAAGGAGGGGAAGGGAGAUGACAGGGGAGGUAGUGGCACUGACCAGGUACCUUCUGAGGGAAAUGGACGUGGUGAUAGAUUGGCUGUGCGUGUUGAGGAGGUGGAAAUUGUGAGCCAAUCAGAUGCUCAUUUGGAUCCUGGGGGUGGGAGUGCUGUGUGUGUUGAGGAAGGGGGGAGCAGGGAGAUGGAGGGGGAGGGAGCGACAGGCAGACACGCAGCAGCAUCGCCUCGCGUCUCUCUCCUUGAACCGUUACUACCACCACAUGCGUCCCCGUUUGUAUCAUCCUCGUUAUUAUCAUCCUCGUUAUUAUCAUCCUCCUCCUUCUUGACGUCUUCAUCACACAUACCACCAUCAUCAGCCACCCCAUCAAAUCCCAUGGCAUCGUGCCUGCAGGCAUGGCAUGCUACAGUGGCCCAGCACCACCCCCAGGGGGCAGUCAUCCUGAGUGUGGAUCCUGAUGUCGCAUCAACAGCACCAUCGUCAGCCCCGCUUGACCCCAUGGCAUCGCGCCUGCAAGCGUGGCAUGCCAGUCUGGCCCUGCGCCAUCCCCAGGGGGCAGUCAUCCUGGGCAUUGACCCCGAUGUGUCGGGCGCUGUAGCCGUGCUGCUGGUCAACAGCGAGAGUACCCAGGGGGAGGAGAGGGGCGUGGAUGGGGAUUGUGGGAGAGAGUUGGAGCAUGGGAGGGGGAUGGAGGGAUGGUCGAGGAUGGUGAGAGCGGAGGAUGGGGUUGGGGAAGGCCACGCGGCUGUGUACGGACAGAUUCACGACGUGCCAUUUGAGCUCACAUCCGUUGGCACUUCGAGUCGCAAGAGGCACUCUGCGCAGGCCAUUGCUGCUCUCCUGCACCAGUUACCACCUGCACCGACCCGCCUUGCUUACUUGGAGCACGCCAGGCCAUUCCCCUCGGAUGGCAAGCAGGGCUGGUAUGGCUCUGGUUUCGGCUUUGGCGUGUGGAUGGGCGUGCUGGCAGGCAGUGGCUUUGAGAUCACACCAGUGCCAUCGGUACGGUGGAAAGCCGCCAUUCGCUCGCAGGCGCCUGUUGACUUCACCUCUAAGGAGGACAGCCGUCAGCUGGCUCUGGCCCUCUUCCCGUCCCUAGCUUCAUUCUUGAAACGGAAGAAAGACCAUGGUCGAGCCGAGGCCCUUCUGAUUGCCACAUAUGGCACAAGCCUGUGGGUGCCUGUAGGUGAGGAGGGGAAGAAGACGCGGAGACGAAGAAAGCCAGCUGCCAAUGAUGCAGUGACCAGUGAAAGCGGGGAAGACGGGAUUGCAGUGAAAGCGGAUGACUGCAUUGCAGCUUGAGGCACAUACCUGUGAAUGCAUAAGAGCGGAGAGGAGAGGGGACGAAGGCACGGAGGAGACGAAAGGCAGCUGCCGGUGAAGCAUUGCCGUGACACAAAGAAAGAGCGGAAGACGAGAGUGACUAACUAACAAUUCUUUCAGCAAGGAGGAACUCUCGAGGUCCAUAGGGCCUCAUACCGUGUUUCGAUCCUGCCUGCACUGUUGCCUGGAUGCAGAUGCACUUGGGGUAAACAACUCAUUUGAAUACAAGCUUCGAAAGACCAUGGCAUGGAUGGUCAAGCAAGU
Molecule: messenger RNA, 2806 nt
Organism: Closterium sp. NIES-67
Lineage: Eukaryota; Viridiplantae; Streptophyta; Zygnematophyceae; Desmidiales; Closteriaceae
Source: the annotation of a GenBank genome assembly